AUGGCGUCGCUGGUACCCGGGGUCCUCCUGAAGCUGCUCCAGCACAUGAACAGCGACGUCAAGGUGGCCGGCGAGCACCGGUCGUCCCUGCUCCAGGUCGUCAGCAUCGUGCCCGCGCUUGCGGGGAGCGACCUCUUCACCAACCAGGGCUUCUACCUCAAGGUGUCUGACUCGUCGCACGCGACCUACGUGUCCCUGCCGGACGAGCAGCACGAUCUCAUCUUGAGCGACACUAUCCAGCUGGGGCAGUUCGUCCACGUGGACCGUCUCGAGGCGGCCACUCCCGUGCCGAUCCUCAGGGGAGUCAGGCUGGUUCCGGGCCGGCAUGCCUGCGUCGGCAACCCAGAGGAUCUUGUGGUGACUAGCUCCUCUAGUUUUCUUGGCAGUGGCAGCAAGGCACAACCGUCCGUCAAUGGUGGUGGUUCCAAGGAUGCCGCCGGUGCUUUGUUGCUGGAGAAAGAGCAGAGCAAGUUAGAGAAGAUCAACGCUUCUGUCAAGAGCAAUGGAACAGAAAGCAAGAAACCCCAGCUCACCAAGUCGAACUCUAACCUCUCAAAGCAGGCACUCAAUGGCCUUUUGGACAAGAAGGACAUAGUUAGCUCAAAGGCAAAAUCAACCAGGGCUAGGUCGACGCCUUCGUCUCCGACCAGCGUCCAUUCUCUGCCUGCGCCGUUUGAUAAACUCUCGAAUGACAUGAAACAGAGAGUAAAAACCAAAGGAGCAGAGAAAUCGUCACCAUCAAGGCUAUCCUUGUUGGAAAAGGCUGCUUCUGUUUUGAAGGCUACUACGGCAGGGAGGAAGUCCUCUGUGGGUAACUCAAUUAGUAACACCUUAUUGAGCUUUGAAUCUGGGCCAAAGGCCUUGAGAAGAAGUUGGGAAGGGAAAGCAGAUGCAAAGGACAAGGGCAAUUCAGAUUCAAAGCCUGCCAAAGCUGAAAAGAAGUCCGAGAACCGAAGCUCGUCGACUCCCAGACGAAAACCAGUAGCAGAAGAGAAGCCAUUGCAUAAGGAUGACAGUAAGAUUCUGACUCCACCCAGGAAGAGCUCAGCAAGUGCUCCUGCAGAUGAUUCUGAUAAAGUUGUGAAUAAGCUUUCUUCUCCUAUAAGGAGGACGUCAGGGGUUUUAAAUAACCCGAAUAUCACAAAUCUAGUUAAGGUUGCUGCAAGUAGCAGGAAAUUGACAGAUGCUAGCACUUCAUGGACAAUGCUUCCUCCAUCACUCGCUAAAUUAGGAAAGGAGCUUCUGAAGUACAGGGAUGCAGCACAAAUGGCUGCUGUUGAAGCCAUGCAAGAAGCUUCUGCAGCAGAGAGCCUUCUUCGAUGUUUAAGCUCGUACGCGGAGGUGAGCUCGUCGGCGGAGGAGCAGAACCCACAGCAGGCCGUUGAGCAGUUCCUCGCUCUGCAUGGAGCUCUCUCCCGAGCCACCAUCGUUACCGAGUCUCUAACCAAGGCCACUGCCACGGCCUCCACCGCAAAUUCACCGGAUCAAUCAGCAGCCGGCGACGCGUCAACUGCCGACGAGGAAACUCUGGCCAUCGCGGUGGAGCGCCGCCGCCGGGCAGCCUCCUGGGUCGGUGCAGGGCUCGCCACCGAUCUUUCUGCCUUCUCCCUCUGCAACCUCAAACCCGCCCCUGCCAGUGCCAUCUCCCCGCUGGCCGUCGUGCUCGUGGACGAGUCAGCCAAGCCAGCGGCGGCGGCGGCGGUGGCGAAGGCGUCGCCGCCCGCGAAGUCGCGGCUGUCCCUGGCGAAGGGGAGGUUGAGAGCUGGUUCCGCUGCGGCAGCCGCCGCCGCCGCCGCUGCGGCGGCUGCAGUGCUUCCGCCUGAGUGGGAGCGGGGAGGCGGCGCGGAGGAGCGGGGCGAGCUGGCGCGGCGGCUCGGGGAGGAAACGCGGGGAUGGUUCCUGGCGUUCGUGGAGCGGUUCCUGGACGCGGACGUGGCGGCGGCCGCGCCGUGGGACCGCGACCGCGCGGCGAGGAUGCUUCCGCAGCUUAAGCGCGUCAACGACUGGCUGAGCGAGAUCGGGAAGCCGGCGGAGAUGGCGCCGCAUCCGCCACCGGAAGCGGAUGGCGAGGCCGCGGCACCCAGUGCGAACGGCGGCGCGGUCAGCGGCGUGCCGGAGGAGACGAUAGAGCGGCUGAGGAAGAAGAUCUACGAGUACCUCCUCACCAACGUGGACUCUGCUGCCGCCGUGCUCGGCGGCGGCGAGGUGGCGCCGGCACCGGUGGCGAACGGGAAGAAGGGGUGA
This is a messenger RNA of Miscanthus lutarioriparius, 2244 nucleotides long. NCBI's taxonomy places the organism in Eukaryota, Viridiplantae, Streptophyta, Magnoliopsida, Poales, Poaceae. The record is from the annotation of a GenBank genome assembly.